Molecule: messenger RNA, 1482 nt
Organism: Truncatella angustata
Lineage: Eukaryota; Fungi; Ascomycota; Sordariomycetes; Amphisphaeriales; Sporocadaceae
Product: peroxidase TAP
Exons: 5
Coding region: 1-1482 (493 amino acids)
Cellular component (GO): cytosol
Molecular function (GO): peroxidase activity; heme binding
Source: RefSeq, a predicted model, not a curated record
AUGGGUGACGCUCAAUUUCCAUUGCCGCAAACUGGGACACUCCCUCCGCUGGACCUUAAUAACGUUCAGGGAGACAUUAUUGAGGGACUUGCCAAAAAGCGGCAAACGUUCUUUUUCUUUCGUAUCAACAAGGACGAAGUUGCCUGUUUCCGGGACCAGCUGGCACAUCUUCUCCCUCUGAUCACUUCUGCGGGCGACGCCAGGAGCUUCCGCAAUGAGGUCAAAGAUGCCAAGCGGAAGGCAGCCCAGAUUGGUCGACAGACUGGUCUUCUGGAGAACAGCGCAGUCAACAUCGCAUUCUCAAAAACCGGAUUGACCACCCUCGGAAUCAACGAUGAAAUCAAUGAUACGCCCUUCACAGUAGGACAACGUGCGCACGCUGCCGACACGCUUGGCGACAAUCUGGACAAAUGGGACGAGAAGUUCAAGGAAGAAAUACACGGUGUCAUACUCGUGGCUGCUAGCCAUAAGCACAUUCUUGACAAGGCUUGGGGCCGCGUGAAGAACAUCUUCCAAGUCGGCAAGGAGCACGCCGGCAUUAUAGUGGUGAAGGAGCUUGCCGGACAAACCCGACCUGGCAGCGAAGACGGCCACGAACAUUUCGGGUUCAACGAUGGUCUCAGCCAGCCCUCCAUACAGGGCGUAAACUCUGACGACAUGGACGGCAUAGAUCCUCCAGUCCGUCAAGGAAUUAUCCUGCUCGGCCGUGAAGGUGACGACGGUUUUGUUGAACCAGGGCAGACGAGCGCUGGGCCCGUGCCUCGUCCAUCCUGGGCCAUCGAUGGCAGCUUCUUGGCCUUCCGCUACCUGAAGCAGCUUGUGCCCGAAUUCGACGACUUCCUAGAGCGGAACGCGCUCGACGUGGGCAUCGGUGCUCCUCCGAAUGCCGGGAAAGACCUACUUGGUGCACGUCUGGUUGGUCGCUGGAAGAGUGGCGCGCCGGUUCAGCUUGCCCCUAUCCAGGAUGAUCCAUCUCUCGCUGUACCUGGGAAGAACCAGGACUUCCGAUUCUCGAUCGACGACCAGGAGAGAUGCCCCUUCGCGGCGCACAUCCGCAAGACCAAUCCUCGCGGUGAUUUGCCAACUGUAGAGAUCCGACGCAUCCUUCGCCGUGGUAUCACCUUUGGGCCCGAAGUAACCCCUAAGGAGAAGACCGACAAGAAGAGCUCGGACGACGAGAAGCUCGAGAGAGGUCUGCUCUUUGCUUGUUAUCAGAGCAACAUUGCCAACGGCUUCGAAUUCAUUCAAAACCGCUGGGCAAACCAGAAGAACUUUCCACCUGGGGCGAACGUCGUCCCUGGUUUCGACCCGCUGAUCGGGGUGCCUCUAGAUAACUCUCAACGUGAUAUCCUUGGUUCUGAUCCCAAGGAUCUGACGCUCCCGCUCAAGCUGGAAGCGGAUUGGGUCGUCUCUCGUGGAGGAGAAUACUUCUUCUCUCCGUCUAUUUCUGCACUGAAGGGUAUCUUCGCCAAGAAAGCUUGA